Messenger RNA from Gossypium raimondii (Peruvian cotton), 2699 nucleotides. RefSeq lists its product as uncharacterized. The transcript has 3 exons. Lineage: Eukaryota; Viridiplantae; Streptophyta; Magnoliopsida; Malvales; Malvaceae. The record is from RefSeq and is a predicted model, not a curated record. Bases 89 to 589 code for a protein of 166 amino acids.
CGUAUGUCCUGCUUCUGUUUUGUUGGGAAGGUUCAUUUUGAUACAUUGUUAUCUAUUGCAGACAUUUUUCAGAAGUUGGGUUCUUUUAAUGGGCAGCAAGAAGAGAAUCAGAGUGAAACUGAUGGAGGGUCAAACUGAUUUAGCUACAAACAAUACAGUUUUGGUUCCUUCCAAUAAGAAAAUUACGAUGGAUAACAAUAAAGAAGGAGAGAUGGGAAAUGGGGUUAUGGAAAUAAUAAAGAAGAGAAAACAAAUAGACAUGGAGAAGCAACCAAAACAAAUGAAUAUCAGUGGUUUGCCUGAGUUCCAUGUCAGUGUUUUUAAAGACUUGGCAUCGAAAGAUUCUUCUGUGAGAGAUGCAGCACUGGAAAAGAUAGUGACAGAGUUGCAAGAAGUACAGAAGGAAUAUGAUAGGCUCAAUGAUAAGGAUAAUUUGGUUGAUGAUGAUGGUGGUUUGAAACUAGAUGCUCAAAUGGAUGAUGGCUUGGAUAACUGUGCAUCAUCCUUGAGAUAUGCUGUGCAUCAUCAAGAGAGGAUGCUUAGACAGGGUUUGGAUACAUGUUUUGCCACUGGUUUUGCAGUAUGUUAGACAGGGUUUUGCAUUGGGUUUGACUGCUUUGGUGGCUAAAAUUCCUAUCAUUAAAGUGGAUUCCUUGUUAAAACUUAUAGUUAAUUUAUUGGAAGUCUCAUCAUCGAUGAAGGAUCAGGAUGUAAGGGAUUGCCUCCUGGGUUGGUUAUCCGCUUACGGUGCACUUACUCAAUCCGGGAGACUCGCUAAAGAGUGGCUUUCUGAUGAAGAUACUCUGCACAUCAAGGAAUUUAUGAGUGCUAUUAUCUUCCUUUCUGGGAAAAAAAUAUAUUUGUAAGAGCCUGCAGUUUCAGUCAUUUUAGAAAUUGUUGAUGAGGUAGUCUCUGAUCAAAUAUAUCAUUGUGUUUAACAUGAUAAGUAGAUGUUUGAGUCUUUAUAUAACACUUUUGCUGAAGCAUUGUUCGAUCAUAUUCUUGAAGCUCCAGGAAUAACUCAAUGGUUUCAAGAUGCCAUUCAAGUCGGAAAUCCGGGUGCUUUGUUUUUAGCUUUGGAAAUUCAUGAAAAAAUGUCCAUUGACAGCACUUCGUUCGGCGAGCUUUAGCUGAAUUCAUUCUGCCGGAGCAAACUUUUUUCUGCUGGUUACCUGUCCUCUAUCGGUAAUUGCUUGAAGGGAAACAACAUAUUGUCAACCCCGGAUUCAUAGUUGGUGGCCUUUUCCUGGUAAAUGUUCUCCUACCUGAUACCGCUUUACAUACUGAAGAUGCUGUAUUAGUUUCUUGUUCCUUAAGAAAACGCAAAAGGGAUCGGAAGUCUAAAGAAAUUGCGAAAAGCGUCCAAUGUUUCUGUGAGAUUGUUAUUGAAGAAUCUCUUCUGCAAUUAUCUCAUGAUAGUAAACACUUAGCAUUUGAUAUUCUGCUUCUUCUCCUGCCAAGGUUGCCUUCAUCGUUUAUACAGAUUGUUUUGUCCUACAAAGUUAUCAAAUGCUUGAUAGACAUACUUUCCACAAAAGAUUCCUGGUUAUAUAAAGAUGGACGGAAUUUUCUUAAAGAAUUAUUAGUUUGGGUUCGGAAUGAUGAUAUCCGAAGAGCAGCUGUUAUUGUUGCCUUUCAGAAGCACAACAAUGGGAAAUUUGAUUGCAUUACAAAGACGAAAACAGUAAGAGAUUUGAUGGCAGAGUUCAAAACAGAAUCCGGUUGCUUCCUGAUUGUUGAGAACUUGAUUAACUUGUUUUUAAAUGAUCAUGCUUCUAAUGAACCUACAGAUCAAAGUCAAACAACUGGUGAGAUUGUUGAGAACUUGAAUAACUGAUUGUGGAUGAUGCUGAUUUUUUGAAGGGAUGGAUCAUAGAAUCUAUUCCUAGUAUUUUGAAACGUUUAAAAUUGGACCCCGAAGCGAAAUUCCGAGUGCAAAAGGAAAUAUUGAAGUUCCUUGAUGUUCAAGGUCUAUUCUCUGCAUUUCUUGGAUAUUGAAGAUCAUUGAGGUGAGAAACUACUCGGAUGCUGAAUUGAAGAGAGUUUUUGAUCUCUUAAAAGCUAUGUUAGUGGUGUAUUUUGACAAUAAAAAGUCUCCAAUAAAAUCUGGUUUUUUGAAAGAAAUAUUCAGAAGACAUCCCAGGAUUUUCCGUCGACUCUUAGGCUCACUAUAGAAGAAAUGCGGCUGUGCAAAAUCCGACUUCUACGUGUCGAGGCACUUGAUUUGGUGAUCAAAGCAUUGAAGUCACAGGCUCCAUUGAAGAAAGUUAGUAAAAAAGAUGCCGGAAAAGAAGUCGAGAAGAAUCCAAGUUGAUACAUUUUGUGGUAAAAUUUUCCAGAUGGCAUCAACAUUAGACCUAACCAAGGCUUUUUUGAGAUGUUUGAGACCAGAUGCUCAUGCUGCUUGUGAACCUCAACUUGGUCCCCCUUUUUUUUAACUUGAAGAAGAAAAAGCUCGAAUGAGAGGCAACUACUAAACGUCAACACAUAUUUGUGGAGACAACCUUGAGAAGAUAAGCCUGAUUUCAGCUUUCUUUUCUUAAUUGAUUGCAUAGGAGAUUUUCUUUUAACAGCCUGUUUUUUUAUUCGGAUUUUAAAAGUGAUUUUAUAAGCCAUAUUGAACCAUGUCAAAUCUAAAACCUUUUAUUCAACGAGGUGAUAGUUCCAAUAAUUUCAUUUAACUUUAUUUUUUCCUUUUA